GGGCCCGGAGCUAGCAGGCUGGGCCGCGCGCGCCGCGCCGGGGCGGGAGCCGCGGCGAUGGCGGUGCAGGCGGCACUCCUCAGCACGCACCCCUUCGUGCCCUUCGGCUUCGGGGGCUCCCCGGACGGGCUAGGGGGCGCCUUCGGAGCCCUGGACAAGGGCUGCUGUUUCGAGGACGAUGAAACUGGAGCGCCGGCGGGCGCGCUGCCGUCUGGAGCCGAGGGCGGCGACGUGCGCGAGGCCACCCGUGACCUACUCAGCUUCAUUGACUCGGCGUCCAGCAACAUCAAGCUGGCGCUGGACAAGCCGGGCAAGUCCAAGCGGAAGGUGAACCACCGCAAGUACCUCCAGAAGCAGAUCAAGCGCUGCAGCGGCCUCAUGGGCGCCGCGGCCCCGGGCCCGCCCUCUCCCAGCGCUGCGGACGCGCCCGCCAAGCGGCAGCUCGUCGCCCCCAGCGCCUCGACCGUCGCGGUCCCGGCCCCGGGCAAGGCCGGCCCCCGGCGGGAGGCGUCGCAGGCCGCGGCGGCCGCCAGCCUGCAAAGCCGGAGUCUGGCCGCGCUCUUCGACUCGCUGCGCCACAUCCCCGGGGGUGCCGAGCCGGCGGGGGCCGCGGGGGCUGCGCCAGCGGCCGGGCUCGGCGGAGCGGGAGCUGGGGGCUCCGGAGGGGAUGGGGCCGGCCCCUCGGGGGGUACGGCGGUCCCGGGCGCCAGGAAGGUCCCGCUUCGGGCCCGCAACCUGCCCCCGUCCUUCUUCACUGAACCGUCCCGGGCGGGAGGCGCUGGGUGCAGCCCGUCGGGGCCAGGCGUGAGCUUGGGUGACCUGGAGAAGGGAGCGGAGGCCGCGGAGUUCUUCGAGCUGCUGGGGCCCGACUACAGCGCGGGCACAGAGGCGGCCGUCUUGCUCGCCGCCGAGCCUCUCGACGUGUUCCCCGCCGGAGCUGCUGUGCUGCGGGGGCCCCCGGAGCUGGAGCCCAGCUUCUUCGAGCCGCCGCCGGCGGUAGUGGGAAACCUACUGUACCCCGAGCCCUGGAGCGUCCCGGGCUGCCCCGCGACCAAGAAGCCACCCCUGACUGCCCCCCGCGGCGGCUUGACCUUGAACGAGCCCUUGCGCCCCUUGUACCCCGCCGCCGGGGACUCUCCGGGAGGGGAAGACGGGCCCGGCCAUUUGGCCUCUUUCGCCCCCUUCUUCCCAGACUGCGCCCUGCCCCCGCCGCCGCCGCAUCAGGUGUCCUACGAUUACAGCGCUGGUUACAGCCGCACGGCCUACUCCGGCCUCUGGAGACCCGACGGGGUUUGGGAAGGGCCGCCGGGGGAGGAGGGGGCGCACCGGGACUGACUCUGGGGCACCCUUCGCGUUAGAGACUACUGUGGGAACGCCACUACUGUGGGAGCGCCACGCCUCCGCGGUUCUCUCCUAAGUCUAAAGAACGAUGGGAAAAUGCAAGUGAAGAGGAAACAGGAUUUAAAAAAUUCAAUUAAUAAAUUUAAGAGUAAGAGAUGAAGAGUUGGGGAUUGUUUUAAUCACAGUCUCGAGUAUUAAAAAAAAAAAUUGGUAGGUUCUUACUGUGGACCAGAACGAGCCACAAAACCGAGAUGGUUUGGGGAGUGGGGUGGGGAUGGCAGAGGGGCAAGAGGUGGCUUCUGUAGCUACCUGUCCCUUUCCAACUCUUCAGCAAAGGUCAGUGUAUUUAGUGUAAUUGCCCCUUUUAAACAGUGCCCUGGUCCCUCCCCUGCUCCCCCCUUGAGUACAUUUUGAAUUAAAACCUAUAUUGAAAAGAAUGGAGCGGAGACAUGUUGUUAUUGAUUUGGGUGUUUUCUUACAGGA
Lemur catta (Ring-tailed lemur) is the source of this 1824-nucleotide messenger RNA. Its product is annotated as protein FAM181B. The record is from RefSeq and is a predicted model, not a curated record. The coding region runs from base 58 to 1335 and encodes 425 amino acids. The transcript has a single exon. NCBI's taxonomy places the organism in Eukaryota, Metazoa, Chordata, Mammalia, Primates, Lemuridae.